Molecule: messenger RNA, 501 nt
Organism: Erythranthe guttata (spotted monkey flower)
Lineage: Eukaryota; Viridiplantae; Streptophyta; Magnoliopsida; Lamiales; Phrymaceae
Source: RefSeq, a predicted model, not a curated record
AUGCGUGGAUUGAGGCAAAGAGAUCCUUAUCACCAUACAUGUUACCUCUCCCAGCUACUCCAUGUACGUCCGAUGGAACAAGAAAUUAACUACCAUCCGAUGUGCCAUCUUCACAAGAUAACACAUAUGAUAUUUGCCGAUGAUUUAAUGGUCCUUUCUCGAAGAGAUGUGGAAUCGGUUCGUAUCCUCACCAAGAUGGUCUACGAAUUUGGGCAGGUUUUGGGGAUCAAGGCAACUCAUAUAAAGUCUAAUAUUUUCUUAGCAGGCGUCAAACCGGGGGACCGAUUAAAUACUGAAAACGAGUUUCACUUUGCCACGGGAGUGUUCCCGUAUCGAUACCUUGGAAUUCCACUUGUUGUAUCCAAGUUACGAGUGCUGAACUAUCAACCACUACUCGAUAAAAUCGAACAAGCCAUAGGAGCGUGGACUUGCCAAACUCUCUCAUACCCCAGCCGAUUGGAGAUUUUGAAAACAGUGGUUCAAGGGACGUGUUGCUACUGA